Molecule: messenger RNA, 579 nt
Organism: Daphnia magna
Lineage: Eukaryota; Metazoa; Arthropoda; Branchiopoda; Diplostraca; Daphniidae
Exons: 2
Coding region: 82-552 (156 amino acids)
Source: RefSeq, a predicted model, not a curated record
GUGGAUGCCUGUUCCAUCAUAUUUUACAAUAUUGAGCCAACGUAUCAAACCUCCAUCGAAGGAUCUGCUACUGCUCAUGAAAUGUGGAAUAGGUUGAUACUGCAAUAUGCCCAAGUAGCUGUGGCCAACUCUGCCCAUCUUCUUGGAAAGUUCCAUCAAUAUCGAAUGGAUCCCGAUCAUUCAGUCAUGGCUCACAUAAAUAGACUCAGAUUGAUGGCUGACGAACUAAAGAGUGUCAAUUCCCCAAUAUCUGAAGAAACUCUAAUUGUGAGAAUUCUUCAAACACUACCACCCAGUUAUCGAUCUUUUUUGUCGGCCUGGGAUAGUGUUCCACGAGCUGAUCAAACUAUCGCUAACUUAACGGGGAGACUCGUAACGGAAGAACUCAGAGCCAAAACCCAUGGUGUAGCAGAUCCUGCUGAUGUUGCCUUCUUUGCCUCACAUCCAUCAAGAAUUCAGCAACAACAAAUGAUACAACAACAUCACUCAGAAGCUAAUCCUGCUCGGAGCCGAGGUUGUAUUCUUUUAUCAACAGUACAGUUCGCUAAGUAAGUGGAACUCAACUCAUAUUUCUGCAAC